AUGCCUGGAUCCUCUGGGCCAGAAGAAGGAUUGAACGUUGUAGGUUCCAGCUCGAUCAUUGCUUACGCCGUCUUCCAAAACGCAGUGCGGUCCCCUGAGGUUCGCCCUCUUUUCUACCUGAGUCUCUCUGACCUAUUUCUGGGCAUGUGCUGGCUCGCUGGGGCCCUUCUCUACAGCACACCAACCUCCAAGCAGGACCUCAUCUGCUAUAACCUGCAAGCAACAGGACAAAUAUUCUACGUGGCCUCUUUCCUUUACACUGUCAACUACACCUGGCACCUGUACAUGGACCUAAAGGUGAAAUACAAUCAAAACCUUUACCGGAUGCCCCCCCAGGCUGUAGAUUAUGUGAGUUGCAUUGGCCGAGUAGCAACGAUCUCAUCUAGCUUGGUCCCUUUCCUUCUCAUGGUGCCUGUGUUUUGCCUGGGCAACAGCAGUAAUUGUUACCAGAACUUCAGCCAGAAGCAUGGGUAA
This is a messenger RNA of Chaetura pelagica (chimney swift), 474 nucleotides long. It is a transcript of the gene TMEM116, whose product is annotated as transmembrane protein 116. The transcript is spliced from 6 exons. The coding region runs from base 1 to 474 and encodes 157 amino acids. Gene Ontology annotation, cellular component: plasma membrane. NCBI's taxonomy places the organism in Eukaryota, Metazoa, Chordata, Aves, Apodiformes, Apodidae. The record is from RefSeq and is a predicted model, not a curated record. Gene Ontology annotation, molecular function: G protein-coupled receptor activity. Gene Ontology annotation, biological process: adenylate cyclase-activating G protein-coupled receptor signaling pathway.